Messenger RNA from Manihot esculenta (cassava), 3712 nucleotides. Its product is annotated as kinesin-like protein KIN-13A. The record is from RefSeq and is a predicted model, not a curated record. Bases 397 to 3336 code for a protein of 979 amino acids. Lineage: Eukaryota; Viridiplantae; Streptophyta; Magnoliopsida; Malpighiales; Euphorbiaceae. Gene Ontology annotation, biological process: microtubule-based movement. The transcript is spliced from 15 exons. Gene Ontology annotation, molecular function: ATP binding; microtubule motor activity; microtubule binding.
CAUGACGCGACACAUUUUAUGAACGAACGGUCUCCUUCGCCAAGUACGUUGCGAUCUCUUUCUCUCUCUUUCUCUCUGCUAUUAACAUUUCUCAUUUGUCGCGGACAGAAAAAUUCAAACGCAGCCUUCCUCUCCCUCCUUCCUUCGCAUUCACAAACAAAACAUUUUAGGGUUUUUGCGUUAUUUCUACAGUUUCAGAUCUGCUCAUCAAUUUUACUUUCGCUCCGUUCUUACCCCCACCUCUUAUUCUCUUCCAUAACAUCUCCGAAUUUCGUGGAUUGGAGUCGACUUUUACAGGAUUCGUUUUCCAUGCUCUGCUUUGGAUUCGAAUUUUCUCCUACUUCCGUGGUAAAUAGAUCUUGAAAAUUGGCUCCUCAAAAGCGCUCGCAGCGCCACAUGGGUGGCCAGAUGCAGCAGAGCAAUGCUGCUGCGGCGACCGCUCUAUAUGAUAAUGCCGGCGGUGGGCCUCUACACAAUGCAGGCCCCGCAAGUGAUGCCGGCGAUGCGGUCAUGGCACGGUGGCUCCAGUCUGCGGGCUUGCAGCAUCUGGCCUCUCCCUUGGCUUCAACAGGCAUCGAUCAGCGCCUCCUCCCUAAUCUCCUGAUGCAGGGUUAUGGAGCGCAAUCUGCUGAAGAAAAGCAGAGGCUUUUCAAGCUAAUGAGAAACCUCAAUUUUAAUGGAGAAUCAGGCUCUGAGCCUUACACACCAGCUGCCCAAACUUCAGCUGGUAUGCCUGUAUCAGAUGGUUUUUAUUCUCCAGACUUUAGGGGUGAUUUUGGAGCCGGCCUUUUAGAUCUUCAUGCUAUGGAUGAUACAGAACUUCUAUCUGAGCAUGUCAUCUCAGAACCUUUCGAGCCAUCACCAUUCAUGCCUGGUGGUUCAAAAGGAUUUGAUGAUAAUGCAACCAGUGGUAAACAGCAAAGGGAGCAAAAUGAUCCAGAUUCAUGUAUUCCAUCUUCUAUUAAUGAAAAAGAGAACAGCACUAGGGAAAAUAAUGUCGCUAAAAUUAAAGUUGUGGUGCGCAAAAGACCACUUAACAAGAAGGAGAUUGCUCGGAAGGAAGAUGAUAUUGUAACUGUUUCUGAUAAUGCUUUAACUGUUCAUGAACCCAAGCUAAAGGUUGACUUGACUGCAUAUGUUGAGAAGCAUGAAUUUUGUUUUGAUGCUGUUCUGGAUCAGCAUGUCACCAAUGAUGAGGUUUAUCGUGUGACUGUGGAGCCAAUUAUUCCCAUCAUUUUCCAGCGAACAAAAGCUACAUGUUUUGCAUAUGGUCAGACAGGUAGCGGCAAGACAUUCACCAUGCAACCAUUGCCUCUAAGAGCUGCUGAGGACCUUGUUAGAUUGUUGCACCAGCCAGUUUAUCGAAAUCAGAGAUUCAAACUGUGGCUUAGCUUUUUUGAAAUAUAUGGUGGAAAACUCUUCGAUCUUCUCAGUGAUAGAAAGAAACUUUGCAUGAGAGAAGAUGGGCGACAGCAAGUUUGUAUUGUUGGACUGCAAGAAUUUGAAGUUUCUGAUGUACAGAUUGUUAAGGAAUAUAUUGAGAAGGGAAAUGCAGCAAGAAGUACAGGAUCUACUGGUGCCAAUGAGGAAUCUUCAAGGUCACAUGCUAUCUUACAGCUUGCUGUUAAGAAGCACGGUGAGGUUAAAGACUCCAGGAGGAAUAAUGAUGGGAAUGAUUCUAAAAGUGGAAAAGUGAUUGGGAAAAUUUCUUUUAUUGAUCUUGCUGGUAGUGAACGAGGUGCUGACACCACUGAUAAUGACCGACAAACAAGGAUUGAAGGUGCUGAAAUUAAUAAGAGCCUUUUGGCUCUUAAGGAAUGUAUUCGUGCUCUAGACAAUGACCAGAUUCAUAUACCAUUUCGCGGGAGCAAACUGACAGAAGUACUCCGUGACUCCUUUGUUGGAAACUCCAGAACAGUUAUGAUCUCUUGCAUUUCUCCGAAUGCAGGAUCAUGUGAACAUACACUCAAUACUUUGAGAUAUGCAGAUCGGGUUAAAAGUCUAUCAAAAGGUGGAAAUCCAAGAAAGGAUCAGAAUACAAAUUCAUUACCUCCAACUAACAAGGAUGUAUCGUCAUCAUCAUCUUUGCCUGUUUUUCAAGAUGUUGAUGAUGUUUAUGAGCAGCAAGAGGUGAAACCAGUGGAUACGGGUAGAAGGUUGGUAGAAAAAGGAACUUUCUCUUACAACCCUACUACUGAUUAUGACAAACAGCCCCCAAGCUUUACUUCAAGUUAUCCCUUGAAUGGGCAAGAAGAAAGUAUGCCUUCUGGCUCAAUGGAUAAGGAAAGGGUUGAAAUUACUAAUACUUAUGUGGUUACAGAAGAGAAGAUGCAAAAGGUGUCACCACCUCGUAGAAAAGGAUCUAGGGAGGAAAAGACGGAGAAGUUGGGUAACUGGUUGAAAAAAGAUAACAUUGGUUCUGAUCUCCCCCUUACAAACAGCAGACAGCAGAACUCAGGAAACUACCCUGCUAAUAAUACUGGUUUGCGACAUUUUGAACCUGAUCCUCAUUCAGAUGAAAUUACUAAUACUUAUGGUGGUUCUACAAGUCAAAAAGUCCAUUCAUCAUCCUUCCAAAACUAUAUGGAUGCAGAAGAGAAGAUGCAAAAGGUGUCACCACCUCGUAGAAAAGGAUCUAGGGAGGAAAAGACAGAGAAGUUGGGUAACUGGUUGAAAAAAGAUAACAUUGGUUCUGAUCUCCCCCUUACAAACAGCAGACUGCAGAACCCAGGAAACUACCCUGCUAAUAAUUCUGGGUUGCGACAUUUUGAACCUGAUACUCAUUCAGAUGAAAUUACUAAUACUUAUGGUGGUUCUACAAGUCAAAAAGUCCAUUCAUCAUCCUCCCAAAACUAUGUGGAUACAGAAGCGAAGAUGCAAAAGGUGUCACCACCUCGUAAAAAAGGAUCUAGGGAGGAAAAGACGGAGAAGUUGGGUAACUGGUUGAAAAAAGAUAACAUUGGUUCUGAUCUCCCCCCUACAAACAGCAGACAGCAGAACCCAGGAAACUACCCUGCUAAUAAUACUGGGUUGCGACAUUUUGAACCUGAUCCUCAUUCAGAUGGGAAUAUUGAUGCCAUACUUGAGGAAGAAGAGGCCCUAAUCAAGGCUCAUAGAAAAGAAAUUGAGGAUACAAUGGAGAUUGUUCGUGAGGAAAUGAAACUGCUGGCAGAAGUUGACCAACCAGGCAGUCUCGUAGAUAACUAUGUGACCCAGUUAAGCUUUGUGCUCUCACGCAAGGCAGCAGGUCUGGUUAGCCUUCAAGCUCGUCUGGCUAGGUUUCAGCAUCGAUUAAAAGAACAAGAAAUUCUCAGUCGGAAGAGAGUUCCUCGCUAAUGCAGCACUGUCUUCUUCAGUGAUGGGAUCUCUUUCGCAAGGCAGGGAAUCGUUUUUAGGUUUAACAAGGAUCCGAUGCACUACAUAUCAAUAGUAUCAAGGGAAAAUGUCGCUGUUCACAUCCAGGCUUUCUUGCUUUUAGAGUGGUGGUCGGCAUAUUCACAUUCAUUAGUGGUGAUGGAUUUGUUGAAUGUAUUAUUCAGAUGCAUCUGAUGUUCUAUCAGCAGAUUUGUGGGGUUGCGGCCUCGGAAAGUUGUUAAAUAUGAUUUGGGGUACAAUUCUCUUUUAGGGAAGGGAGGGAGGGAAAAACAACAAUAAAAUUGUGAAAUAUAUAUUUUACAUAAAUCAUAUUGUGAUAUUAUUUUUUUCUAGUCAA